Molecule: messenger RNA, 3948 nt
Organism: Patella vulgata (common limpet)
Lineage: Eukaryota; Metazoa; Mollusca; Gastropoda; Patellidae
Product: cadherin EGF LAG seven-pass G-type receptor 2
Exons: 11
Coding region: 577-2637 (686 amino acids)
Biological process (GO): homophilic cell-cell adhesion
Cellular component (GO): plasma membrane
Molecular function (GO): calcium ion binding
Source: RefSeq, a predicted model, not a curated record
UAAACUCAAUAGGUGAGUGGAUACCAGUUGUGUGCAAGAGUUAAAAAGAUUCCUCGAUUUCGUAUUACACCAUUGUGAUUUCUGGAUCUCCUUAAACAAAAUUUAUGGAAAAUUUAAUUUGGAUUACUUUGAUGGAUUUUAUUGAUUACUUACGUACCACAACAACAAGCAGUUAGUUUCGUUUCGUGUGUGUAGUGAAUAAUCUCAUGGAUUGAAGACGUAGGUUCUUUAGACGUUAGUUUCGUUCAAUAAAGGCUAUCCGCCUUGACAACACCGACUAUGGGCUUGAAUGCUCGCGGGGACCGACUUGGUUUAUGCCAAAAUAAAAUUUCAAAUAUGGUGGCUGUCAUGUAAUAAUGUCAUUAGAAUUUGGGUUUCGUCAAUUAAUCUUAGAGACAGACAAGAAUAUAUAAGCCCAUCAGUUGGAUUAUGUUUGUACCUCUGUGCUUAAAGGAAAACGAAAGUUGAAAGGGAAAAUCAAGAAAAUAAAACUAGAUCCAGAAUUGGUGUUAAUAAGAGUGGGUGUCACAUAUUUGUUACCUAUAGAAAAUUAUCUACUGUGUUCCAGAAUCCACGAUGAAAUUAGUAUUUUGUGUGUUUUUGGUUUAUUGGAAUACUGAGGUGUUACAGACUGUUGAGGUGAUUACCCCAGGUAAAGACAUACUCUGGACACUGAUUGAAAGUACUAAAGUCGGUGACGAAACAGAAACAUGUUUUACAUGUGCCGAGCAGGUGACCAUGGCAACAAUUGGUGUUGGUCACUGUAGUAGCUGUUUUGGAAUAUGGAAAGCAACAGCAGAGAGAGACUUUUGCAUGCAUUACGUAGGGCCAGCUUCACUGGAUUAUGAUUUAGUUAAAGAAUAUCGUAUACCAGUCACGUGUAAAAAUGGCUCAAGCUCGGAUACAACCAAUGUUAUAGUCAAAGUAACACCCAAUACACCGCCAUAUUUUACACAACCUUUAUCAGAUACAGUGACUGUCAGUAGUCCACUACAAAAGUUUGAUGUAAUUGACGUAGAUGAUGAUCAGUUGAACUUUUAUCUGUUACCCAACCCUUUUCAAGACAAAUUUAAACUAAAACAAGGCACGAAACAAGCCACGUUGGUACCAACUACAGAUCUAACAGAAGUUUGUGAAGAUGAAAUAGUUUUAAAAGUUAUGGUUUCUGAUAAUUUUAACCCACCAGUAGGACCAGUUACAACUACUGUGGUUCUUAAUAAUGUGUCACCCCAAGUAACCAGUUUAAACCGUGAAAUCCAAUGGGCAGAGAAUCGUAAUUUUUAUCAGUAUUUUAAAGGAACUAAUGUUGGUAGUGCUGGAGGCACGUGUAUCAUAACCUCUGAGCCCGUUAAAUAUGCUGUUGAUAUCAGUACUUUUGGCUGUGGUUCAACAAUAACAGUCAAUCCGUACUUUCAUCAAGCAAAUGGAAAAGGUUAUGAUUAUGAAAUUGAUCCACCAGUAAAUUAUACCAUUGUUUAUCAGAAAGGAAAAUGUCCGUCUAAACCGGUGUGGGUGUAUGUAAGAUGGACAAACGUCAAUGAAAAACCAGUUUUAGAUUUAAACAAGGAUGCAUAUACAGCUCAAGAAGGAAUGAUUGACGUCCUACCGGACUACACACUAAAAGACCCAGAUGCUGGUGAUACACACAGCUAUAAGUUGGUCUCACCCAAAGAUUCUGCUUUUGAAAUUGAUGAACAUACAGGCCGGAUAUAUAGUCUACAAUACUUCUCGGUCACUGCUGAGUCUAUAACUAAAACGUUUCAUGUAGUUGUUACUGAUAAAGCUGGGCUAGAAUCCGAAACUAAAACAGUUGACAUCACCAUUACCGACGCUAAUGAUAAUUUUCCCAUCGUGGCUGACUUCACCACUCAUGCCGAGUACACAGCAUGCGAGGAUCCACUACCGGUUAUUCAAAAACUUAACGCACGGGAUAGCGAUUUUGGAUUGAAUGGGGAGACAGAAUUCGUACCGGUCAAAUCGGCUGUGUUGAGUUUGGAUGCAGCAGGUGUGUUGAAAUUGGUGCAUUCUCCAGAGGAUAAACAGUUCCACUCCAUCAACAUUCAAGCUGUAGAUAAAGGUACCCCGAAGAGAUAUAGUGACAUUAAAGAGUUCUCGGUUAUAGGGACACCAUGCCCGACCACAACCCCACCACUAACCACGACUCUACAACCAUCAACCACUGAACUCACCACAUUACUUGAUACAACGACACCUCCGACAACCACUGAGCCACCAGAAAAUAAUAAAUGGUGGGAAGAUCCUUUGACCUUGUUAGCUGUCAUUUUAACACUUUUACUAGGUUUUAUAAUAUUUGUACUGGCUGCUUGCUGUUUAAUCCGAUGCUGUGGAUGUUGUUCUAAUGGCGGUAAUUCGAUCCAGCCACAAAAAUACCAACCGAAUAAUAUGAGUAGCAAGGCAGCGCAACAGACACCACAGAACCCGGCUAAUGCACCUCAACCUACAGGAACUCGUACUGAUCAAGCAAGUAAAGAUGCUGAUACUGAAAGUGGGUUUUCUGAAGGUGAAGAAUUUUACAUGGAUGAUAGAGGAGAUAGUGGUCAAGUUGUUGGUAGUUCUCAAGCCGAUGCUUACUGGAAAGGACAAGACAAAGCAUUUCCUUCAACAACAAAUUUUUGAAAUUUUCCCACAGAAUCUAUUCGUAUGAUAUAUAUAUCUCACCGUAGUCUAUCUAACCACAUCGCCAUUUAAACUACGCCCGUCCAUAUUGCUCUGGUAAAGCGAAUCCAAAUUUCAAACUUUUGUAAUUUCUUGUAAUUGAGAAUUGAUAUCCCAGAUAGGAGGUACAUGCUAUCCCCCCUAUCAGUCGAGUCAGGUAAUUACAAUUAUUAUACCAGAGCUACGUGGACGUAUAGUCCAGACGACACGCCGUUAACAUGUUAAUUAUCAAGUUCACUAACCCCCUAUUAGCCUAUUGGGUUUCAUUUAGUGCAGUGACAAUAUUGUGUGUGCUAGGUUCCCACUAUCACGAUUCGCGCUACGAUUGAAAUCGAGAUCUUAUUGGUGGAGUAAUCGUGGUGACCCUAUCAGGUCUUAUCAUAUAUUGAGGUCAGUCGUAGCAAUCGUGUUGAUCAUAUCAAAACGUAUCCGAUCGUAUCUGGAGUUCCAGAUCGUGGACCGAAUAGGGACAAUCCUACCGUAACGCAUCGCACGGCAGUGGGAACCAAGCAUUAGUGUAAUUACUAUCGACGCUACAUUAAACCCCACCCAACAAUAUACAGCCAUUUUAAUAAGUUGUGGUCAGCAGUGAGAAGCACUUUAUAAAUUGAAAGGCUGCUGUGACACAGACGACCCUUACACUCUGGUUUAAACACGUUGUGCAUAGUACUUUAAGAUAAUUCAAACCAGCAUCAGCAGUCUAGGGCGACUACGUUACAGUGCAUUAAGAACACCCCCCCCCCACCGAGUGUAAUACCACUAUACACAACUUGAAAUAUAAAGGUGCCGAUAAACCUAGUAUAGUAAUCCCAAAGUUAGGAUGGUUGCCACCCCUCCGAGCCACAAGCUUAUUAUUGCUUCUAGCAGAUACCUUCCAUGUUAUUUGAUUCAACAUACACGAUUUUCCAAAGCUGAUUAUGUUUUAAUUGGCCUAUUAAUUUAGGGCAAGAUAAAGUAUUGAGUUUAGUUUACCUGACGUGUUGUUUCUUUUAGCUAUAUGGCAAGUUACAUAUGGUAAAUCGUUUCAAAAAGAUAUAGACAAGAGUUGGUUUGUUUAUUAACAUAGUUCCAUGUGUUUUUUGAUACCCCUUGGCUGUUGGUUUUGUAUGCCGACGUAAAAUCUUGCACGAAAACAAAUUACCACCCCACGAAACAAAUCAACACAUUAGAAACAAUUAAAUCGAUCUUUUUAUUGUUGACUGAGAAAAUGCCACUGUAAGAAAAUAAAAUGCUACACUUUUGUUGUAAUAAAAAUAAUUCUUUGUUUUACAA